Cavia porcellus (domestic guinea pig) is the source of this 1197-nucleotide messenger RNA. It is a transcript of the gene Cavin3, whose product is annotated as caveolae associated protein 3. The transcript is spliced from 2 exons. Lineage: Eukaryota; Metazoa; Chordata; Mammalia; Rodentia; Caviidae. The coding region runs from base 202 to 987 and encodes 261 amino acids. The record is from RefSeq and is a predicted model, not a curated record. Gene Ontology annotation, molecular function: protein kinase C binding. Gene Ontology annotation, cellular component: cytoplasm; caveola.
CGGACUGGGCAGUUGGUGCGGCUCCAAAGGACCCCUUGGCCGACAUCCCACCCCCUGGCUCUCUUCCCUCCCUCCCGAGAAGGCCAACUCCUCCCGCCUGAGUCAUGCACGGCGGGAGCUGGGGAGGAGCCGGGGGAAAAGCAGCUCUAGUCCAGAGCGCAGCCAGCGGCCGCAGGAAGAGCAGCUAAAGGGGUCGGGACUAUGGGGGAGAGCGCGCUGGAGCCGGGGCCUGCACCUGGGACGCCUGCCAGUGGCCCAGUGCACGCCGUGACGGUGGUCACCCUGCUGGAGAAGCUGGCCACCAUGCUGGAGGCGCUGCGCGAGCGGCAGGGCGGCCUGGCUCAGAGGCAGGGCGGCCUGGCGGGCUCCGUGCUCCGCAUCCAGAGCAGCCUGGGCGCGCUAAGUCGCAGCCACGACACCACCAGCAACGCGCUGGCACAGCUGCUGGCCAAGGCGGAGCGCGUGGGUUCGCACGCGGACGCCGCCCAGGAGCGCGCUGCCCGCCGCGCCGCCCAGGUACAGCGGCUGGAGGCCAACCACGGGCUGCUGGUGGCGCGCGGGAAGCUGCACGUCCUGCUGUUUAAGGAGGAGGCUGAGAUUCCAGCCAGCGCCUUCCAGAAAGGGCCCGAAGCCUUGGGUCCGGCAGACCAGUCCGAGCUGGGCCCGGAGCAGCCGGAGGCCGAGGUUGGAGAGAGCUCAGACGAGGAGCCGGUGGAGUCCCGGGCCCGGCGGCUGCGGCGCACCGGUUUGGAGAAGGUGCAGAACCUGCGGAGGGUCCUUUCGGGGAGGAAAGGCCCCGCAGCGCCCCCGCCCACGCCCGUGAAGCCGCCUCGCCUGGGGCCCGGCCGGAGCAGAGCGAGCCAGCCGGAAGCCCAGGGUGAGCCGCAGUCUGCGCCCCAGCCAGAGCCUCCGCUGGACACCGAGGAAGAUCCCGGGAGGCCUGGGGCUGCCGGAGCGGCUCCGCCCCAAACCGAGAGUGCGGCCUGAUAGCCAGCGCUGCCUGCCUCCUAGGUGCCCACGCCUUGUCCCAAAAUAAAUCCUUUUCAGAAGGCAACAUUCACGCCCAAAUAAGGAGCGAAUGCUGCAUCCACCACCCUGCUCUGUCCUCCCUCCUGGCUUUUUCAGAGUGCGUCCUUGGAAGCAGCCAGCAGCUUACACCUACUUGUGCUAACGGUUAAUAAAAGUAAUUUCUUCUAA